GGUAAACAGGUCACUUGAAGUAAUAAGAAGUUUGAAGAAGCAUGGCCAAGCAUCACCCAGAUCUGAUUAUGUGUAGGAAGCAGCCAGGAAUUGCCAUCGGACGGCUUUGCGAGAAAUGUGAUGGUAAGUGUGUGAUUUGUGACUCAUAUGUGCGUCCCUGUACACUUGUACGUGUCUGCGAUGAAUGCAACUAUGGAUCAUUCCAAGGCAGAUGUGUGAUUUGUGGAGGAGUUGGGAUAUCUGAUGCCUACUACUGCAAAGAGUGUACCCAGCAGGAGAAAGACAGGGAUGGGUGUCCGAAGAUUGUCAAUUUGGGGAGUGCUAAAACAGAUCUCUUUUAUGAGCGAAAGAAAUAUGGCUUUAAGAAAAGAUGAAGGUCAUAUGCUAAAUUCAUUUCCUCCCCUUCCAUUGUUCUCCAUACAUUCCAUGAUCCA
Molecule: messenger RNA, 434 nt
Organism: Telopea speciosissima
Lineage: Eukaryota; Viridiplantae; Streptophyta; Magnoliopsida; Proteales; Proteaceae
Product: PHD finger-like domain-containing protein 5A
Exons: 1
Coding region: 42-374 (110 amino acids)
Biological process (GO): mRNA splicing, via spliceosome
Cellular component (GO): catalytic step 2 spliceosome; U2 snRNP; precatalytic spliceosome
Source: RefSeq, a predicted model, not a curated record